AUGGCGGACGACCUCAAGGAACCAACGCAAGCCGACGGAGGGGAAGCUCCAGUCUUCAAGAAGAAGCCAAGGCGAGGUUGCAUCCGAAGGAAGGAGAGAAGCAGCGGAGACGAGGAGGAGCCGGAGGAGCCGGUGGCCAACAUUAGAUCAGCGAUCGAGGAGACCAAGUUGGAGCAGAGACUGAGGAGCGGGAGGUCGGGGGUAGAUGUGGACAAGUUAGCCAAGGUCUACGACCCUUUGAAGAAGAAUCAGAUCGAAACCUUCGUCGAGCAAACGCCUGCCAGCAUGCUCGACAGUCAGUUCAGCACGGAGGACUCUGCAGAGCCCGAGCUCGGCAUGCUCGAGAAGCAGCUGCACAAGUACAUCGAUGAGAGACUCAAGGGAUCAUCUGAGGGAGGGGAGGGAGAGACGAAGAGGCUUUCCGCCGAGGACGAGCUCUACGUGAUACCCGAGGAGUAUCGGGUCAAGUCAAAGACCAGGCAGCUAGGGGACGCAGCUGAGACUUGGCUAACGGGGAUAGUGGAGGUGGAGCUCCCUUUGGAAGAGAAGCUCAAGAACAUUGAAGAGACGGAGAAGGCGAAGAAGAAGAUCCUGGAGGAGAGGAUCAACGGAGUGCGCCAGUCUACGUUCGUGGUGGAUACGGCAUCUGAGAAGGGAUACAUGAGGAUGGAGGGAGAGAUGAGGAAGGGAAAGAAGGUCAUGGCCAAGCAGAACAUCCCUCUGAUCAGCAAGGAGGCAGAGGCGGUCGGUGGGGUCGGGAACUUCAACGCCAACUACAUCAAGAGGAACGGCAAGGAGAGGGAGGGGCGACCAGCGGCAGCCAGUGAAGUCAAGAGGCCCGAUUUGUCCUCGGACGACCUCGUAAUGGAGAGGUUCAAGAAGAGAUUGAAACAUCGAUGA
Molecule: messenger RNA, 900 nt
Organism: Guillardia theta CCMP2712
Lineage: Eukaryota; Cryptophyceae; Pyrenomonadales; Geminigeraceae
Exons: 1
Coding region: 1-900 (299 amino acids)
Biological process (GO): mRNA splicing, via spliceosome
Cellular component (GO): spliceosomal complex
Source: RefSeq, a predicted model, not a curated record